GGGAUUUCCGUCCGCGUCACUUCGCAGAAGACCUUCCCCGUAACCCGCUCGGCUCCGCGCGACUCCAAAAGUAAAGACAGAGAGAGAGAUAAACCCCCACGCCGGUUGUUUGGUUGUUUUUGUGUCGUUGCUGCUCGUUUCUUCAUCGGUUCCCACACGAACACCACCGCCAGCCCGACAACGACAACCCGGACCCAUGCGCGCCCUCCGUCCGCCGCUCGUGGCUUCACGAGCAUCUGCCGGAGCUCGAGAGGGUUUUUGAGAAAGUGCCCUUGCCGGGUGGCCGUAAUGAGGGGAGCAGGUGACCUCCUCCUCCUCUUCCUCCUCGUCGUGGUUCUGGAGUCCCAAGUGACCCUGCAUGCCCUGUCCACGUCGGCAACGGGCCACGAUGGCGUGCACGCAACGCGCGUGUCGUGUUCGUCUGAAAAUGUCAACUUGACCUGGGAUGCCCGGUGCACGUGGACACCGGGCCGUGACGCCAAAGCAUUGAACGUCACGUACAGAGUCUCCUUUUUAGACCAUCGAAGGAAAGCGAUCCUGUCAUGCAAGUGCGAAGAUGAUGCGUCGUCUGUGGCCGGCGGCAGUAAGGGCUGCUGGGACCACUGCCAAAUCAACAACUAUAUCGGAAGUUCUAGCUCAAUAGAAUUCGUGAGCGUGGCGCCUUGGAGCCAUGGAGUGAGCGAGACGCAGCUGGACGGUGUCAGUGAUCACCCCUUCAAUCUGUACAGAUACAUCAUUCCGAGCUCCCCGACUGGAUUACGAGUGGAAGAGACCGACAACAUGAUGUACAGAGUGUCAUGGAAUGAAAAACAUGGGUCUCACGUCGUUCAUAAUUAUGAGGUCAGCUACCAAAAGGCUCCAGACGGAAAGUGGAAGACGAUGCGUGAGACCGACAUGGACUACCUGAUGUUUAAUAAUAAACAUCUCGGGAGCGGCGGCGACUUCAACUUGCGAGUCCGAGCAGGAAUAAGGAACACAACGUUGUACACUGGGCAUUGGGGCCCAUGGAGUGCAGUGGUCCCGUAUCAAGUCACGGUUCCUAAAGAAGGCUCGCUGAUCGCUUUGGUGAUUCCCAUCUUCGCCUGCCUCAUCGUCUGUGGAGUAUUGUCGGUGAUGUGUCUCGUUUAUCGCAAGAGGCUGAAGAAGGAGUUUUGGCCGAAUAUCCCCAACUUCGAACCGUUCAUCACGAACAUCUUGGAAGGCGACGAUCUCCGUUUUCAGCUCUUCCAGCAGAAGAAGCCUCAAGGCUGGAUCGUUGAAGACCAGGCCCCAAGUAAAGUGGAAGUGGUCUCGGAGGUGGAAGUGAACGGUGUGGAGAAGCUGUUCGGCCUCCCGGUACCUCUGCCUCACCACCUCAGUCAUCUCCAACAUAUGCAAGUCCGAUACAGCAGCAUCGCGCGCCCUAAAAAGACACUGCCGCUCUUCACCAUCGUGCCACCAGGGCACCGGCCCUUGCCAGCGGCCUCACGCGAAUCAAACUACGCCGGCGGCGACACCGAAGACGACGACGACGCGACGCCUUACUUUGGCCGCGCCGACGACAAGCUCCCGUUCCUCGACGGCACGCGGGCGGCGCCGUCUAGGGCCGCCGUCCUGGCCGCGCGGGGGAACGCUCUGCCGCAGGGGCUUCUGCCGCGGAACGUAGGCCGAGCGCAAGCCUACGACAGGCUCAGGGACGGAGGGGGCUCGCGAGGAGGAGGAGGAGGAGGCUACUCCGUGAGCGGCGCGAGUGGCCCCGACGACUACGUCUCCCCCUCGGCGCUUUGGAGGGAAGACGUUCGGCCGAUCCUCGGCUUCGGCGAGGCGGGCGCUGCCGGCCUCGUCGUCUCGAUAAGCGCGGCUGCGUCGUCUGAAAUGGCAACCGGCGUGCAGGGUAACGGCGCAAACGGCGGGUUAAAAUACGUGACCUUGAUUCACAACCUGAUGCCCUUGAGUAGCGACGGACAGCUUGAUCGCCGCUCUGGCUGCGGGGAAUUUGAAGAGCGGCUUUCAUUGGCUGAUUACUGCAGGGAAGCUUUCCUGUCCGGCCCAGAAUGCAAAAUGACUAACUCUGGCGGUGAGCAUUGCCAAAGCGUCAAGGAUCACAUUGCGGCUGAAAUGACGUCAAAUUAUCACGAGCGGCAAAGGUUGGAACCGCUUGAACAGGUGGCCAGCAGCGGACGGGUUGAAUCGUGCGCCUUCAAUUACGGCGUCGAAAUGCACAACGGGUACGUUUCGGAGGCGGCAGCGUUUGACGGCGCCUCGGGAAUCGUCGUGCGCGCGGGCGACGCCCCGCAGUACAUCCGCAUGGAGACGGUGCCACGGCUCGCCGAAGGCAACGAAACGGAGCAGAUCGCGCCCGGACGCGUGCACGGCGGCGUCGAGGAGUUCGCCGGAGGUCGCCCGGCGCUCGCCGCCGCCGAAAACCCCAAGGGCCUCGCCGCGUCGGGGGAGUUCGGCGCCGGCUCCGCGCUGCUCCCUCUGGGCGGCUCAUUUGCCGCCUCGUUGACUCGGCUCGCCUGCCCCGCGGCGAGUGCGGCGACCGCGGCGCCGCCGCCGCCGCAGCCGCCCUCGGCGAUCGCCGUCCAGUUGUACGCCGACGCGGUGGCGAUGCAGAGCUACACGAGCGUGCUGGUGGCGGAGUAUCCCGCCGCUCACUGCCUUCCGUUGAGGCGUACGGAACAGGCGACGGGCGAUUGGGUACCAGGGCACCUCCAGCAGGCUCUGUGCGGCGUCGUCGCGUGUUCGAGCGCGCUCCCUCUGGCUCGCGCAGGAGCUGUUUCCACGUGUGGCUACGUCACGCUGCCGUGACUGACGCGACGAUGUUUUUUUACCGGCCCAUUUAGCCGCUGCGCUCAGGAAGCUUGCCUGUGGAAUAUUGCAAUGGAGGGGAAUGGCACGCCGAAAUAAAGGCAUCGAUAUAAAACAUCGACAUGAAGAAAAUGUAUAAGACCAAAAACAAUGAUGUCUUUUGUUUCGGCGUAUUUUUUUUUCUACGUCAAAUAUUUACAGCGAAGAGGAGUGUCUACAAUUAAUACCUGAGACGGAAUAGCCCAGCCGGACUGCUCAUUGUCGAAGCUUCUGGGACAGACGAUGGGCGAGCGGGCACCGAGACCUUGACCGCAAGCCCUGGGCGGUGCCAGUCGCCGAUUCAACUGGCCCAGGUCACUCGUGCAAAUAAGACCCUGCUGGUGGCUCGAGUUCUCACCUGGCUACAUGGCGAGAUGUUAGCUACCUCGCCUGGUAUACAAGAGGUCGUGGAUUCGAUCCCGACCCUGACACCAGUAUAUUUGGAGAUUGCGUGUCUCUCUCUCUUCCCGUGGUCGUCUGGAUUUUCCUCCGGAUCCUCCGGGUUUUCCCUCCGUAUUUAGAAUCAGCAUCACGCGUUGAGAGUAUUUGGCCCCUAGAAAUUUCCACGCGAUAAGCCACUUCGUUGAACUAUCAUUUGUGGCCAGGUCACUUCUGAAAAAGAGCUAAGUGGGUCUUGCCUGGUAAAAUGAAAAAAGUUUAGUUUACAUGAACUGUGGCGUAUAUUGCUUCUGUUCAUGGCUAUGUCCCAUUGCCUAAAAUUAUUUAAUUCGCAUAGCCCUUUAUCCAGUGCUGGAUAAAGGCUAAUCCUGGCCAAUUCUGUCACGGGGUUGUGUGGUAAAUCACAACGGUCGUCAGUGCGAGUAUUUGGUGACCAGGGGCCUGCCCAGGAAUGAUUUAGAUAUUGACUUGCUGCUGCUGCAGGUGAUAGCCGUGGCCGGAAAACCAACUAAAGUUGUUUGUUCGGUUCCUAGUGCAGUGCACUGCAGAAGGUAAUGUAAACUUUAAAUAAGCAUGCUCAGGCAGCACGAAUGUGGACACAUUUGCUCGUGGGAAUAUUGCAACUAAAUAUUACGCAUCGCAUUGCAUCUUACGUUCUGUACCAAACUGCAAAAAUGACAUUAAUAUAUUUUAUUGUGAAUAACAUUGUUGUUCUGUAUGAGUGUCUUCUGUUAACACCACAUCACGCCAUUGAUAAGGUUUGCGUUUUAGACUGAAAACACAUUCCUGCGGAGGGAACUGGUAGGAACGUUGGGUUGCUCGGUCAAUGGCCAGGGUCAACGGCGGCGUGGUGCAUUCCUCAAAUAUGGCCGACUGUGAGGGUGGGCACAAGCCGGCGUGAGUAGGUUAAACGUUGAAUUUUAUAAGGGCACCACCCGGUGACCAGCCCUUCCCCACCCAGCCCCACCCCUCCCACCCCCCACCCAGCCCCACCCUCCCCACCUAGCCCCUCCCCACCCUCCCCACCCUCCCCUCUCCACCCAGCCCACCCCUCCCAUUUUUGGAUGCACGACGGACGGACGGACACAAUAAGCCCCUGUGGGCUGGUGUAACCAGGAGGUUCCUACCAGUAUAAGCAGAAAAAAUAUUUUUUUAAAAGGUCUUAUAACUGUUUAACAGCUCUCUGUGUCUAUAAACACAUCAUUGAAUACUGCACUGCAUGUCUGUGUCCAAAUAUAUUUUUUACUUUUUAACAUUCCAGUAAUCGGUGCUUGACUGUUGUAUAUGUAGUCCUGUAUUUAAAUUUUGCAUGAUGUUAUUCUAUGAAUAAAUAACAGAUUUGCAGUGCGAAACAAGAGUGAAUGGUGUACAAUCCACGAACAUAU
Messenger RNA from Lethenteron reissneri (Far Eastern brook lamprey), 4613 nucleotides. RefSeq lists its product as uncharacterized. Gene Ontology annotation, molecular function: protein binding; cytokine receptor activity. The record is from RefSeq and is a predicted model, not a curated record. Gene Ontology annotation, cellular component: external side of plasma membrane. Gene Ontology annotation, biological process: cytokine-mediated signaling pathway. NCBI's taxonomy places the organism in Eukaryota, Metazoa, Chordata, Hyperoartia, Petromyzontiformes, Petromyzontidae.